AUGAUUGUGUUGCAGUCAUUAUUUGUGGUUUACUGCUUGUUUGCCACUUCAAUUCAAGGGUUAUUCCAAGACUUCAACCCCUUCGCAAAUAAAAAUAUUUCCUUGAAGUUUCCCAGCCUAAAUGGUUGGGAAAGAAACAUUAUGACUACUGGUCAACAGACUAUUAUCAAUUCAGAUAGCAUCUAUGAAUGGACCCCAAUCCUGUCGAACAUAACGGGGGGCAAAAAGGACAGUUUUGUAUUUACCAUCGACGCAGAAGCCUCUGGUUAUGGAUUUGCACCCACAUAUGAAGUAUUAAUGUUUAUCAGUGGCAAUAUUUGCCAAAUGCCUGUCAAUAAAUCGGAUGUAGAUUUAACAAUAUACUACUCUUUCAAUGAAACAGUAUUAGAAAAUCCAAAUAUAGGGCAAAAUGCAGUUUUCCAAGAUGGCUACAUUCAAGCAUUGGCCAUUAGUCCGGUACAGUCUUCUAGCUCGAACGCUACCUCCACGUAUUCAAAUCUUUAUGUGGUUGCUGAGCUAGUGAAUUCCACUACAAAACAACCACUAUCCAGUUCUGACGCCUCAGAAAAUUGGGAAUACAGACUGAGUAUCUCUGAGAACGACUUGGUUUUUCAAUGGGAUGUAAGACCUUGGGUAGAGGUUUUAGACACCGAUAUGAACUCUGCAUUACUAUCAACUGGGAAUGUCACCGCUGACGCCAAAGUUUACCACAAUUAUUCAAUAUAUGAUCCAUCCCUGUAUGAUCUAUAUGUUUACUCGUACGAAGAUUCUAUUCAAAUAGACCAAAACUACAAUCUUUCUCUAUGUGCUGUAAAAAAUGGACCGUAUUUAGUGUCUUCCCAAAAUACAUCGAAUGCAACAGUCACAUCAAAUAGUACAAAUCCAUUGGAGCGUACCGACUUGGCCAUUCAAAAAAAAAUUACAGAAUAUGGUGGUAGCGUGACGGAAAUGUUUUACAUAACAGGAUUGAAUGCCUCGACAACUUAUGUAGCGUACCUGGCAAAGAAAAUCAGCAAUGGUGACGGGUUGUCAAGUGUAGGCGGCAUAUUAUUUUCACAUGUAUACUUUACCACAAGAAAUACUGAUGCUUGCUCUUUAAUCUUUGGUUUGGACUUCUGCAGUGACGUCGCUUAUUCUGUUCCUACAUCCUCAUUUUCUGUGGAUAAUAAAACUCUCAUGGCACAGACAUAUGACCACAUUGCGGAAGCACUAUAUGCAAAUUUUAGCAAAGCUCUACAGUUAGUAUCCUGUGACGCAGACGAAGACGCAAGGUAUUCUCCAGUCAUGAGUUGUAAUGAUUGCGCCGAAGCGUAUCGUGAUUGGGUAUGUGCAGUAUCAAUUCCAAGAUGUAGCACGAUAUCUUCUCAAUAUUAUAUUCACAGAGAUAAAUCUCACAAUCGUAAUGAUUAUUUGGACAAAUACAUCAAACCUUUGGAUGACUAUUACGAAAUUCUACCUUGCAUUGACAUGUGUUAUACAUUAGUACGAAACUGCCCGAGUGAUUUUGCAUUUUCCUGUCCGGAUGACGUAACUACGGAAGAUCUUCUUUAUCAAAGUUACAAUUUCUACAUGGACACCGAUUUUUCAACCUGUAAUUAUAUAGGUAACUCAUCCUUGAUGGAAAUUCAUCCUUUGGAUGAUACAUGA
Messenger RNA from Saccharomyces paradoxus, 1647 nucleotides. RefSeq names its product Mid1p (gene MID1). The record is from RefSeq and is a predicted model, not a curated record. Gene Ontology annotation, biological process: calcium ion import across plasma membrane. Bases 1 to 1647 code for a protein of 548 amino acids. NCBI's taxonomy places the organism in Eukaryota, Fungi, Ascomycota, Saccharomycetes, Saccharomycetales, Saccharomycetaceae. The transcript has a single exon. Gene Ontology annotation, molecular function: calcium channel activity.